AGCCGACUGAGCGCUCGGCCCGCCGGCGGCGGACACGGGCUCCGUCGCUCCGGAUCUCGGCGACAGGUUCCAGCUUGAGCAUUCUGCAGAAUACAAGACGAUACAGCUGCUGUUCUCUCCACAUCCCAGUCGAUUCUCCCUACAAAACUGGGGGGUCUGGGAAACUCUGAGCUUGCUGACCUCAGCGUGGGAGAGAAUAGGAUCAAGAUGGCCACGUGGCAGGGAGCCAUGGAUCACAGAGGCUUUCACCAGGGGAGUUUUAAUAGCUUCCAAAGUAGCUCCAGUGAUGAAGACUUGAUGGACAUACCAGGGACAGCCAUGGAUUUCUCCAUGAGAGAUGAUGUUCCUCCUUUAGAUGGAGAAAUAGAAGAGAAUAGGUCAUACAAUGGUGGAGGAAUAGGUUCUUCAAAUAGGAUGAUGGACUUCUUGGAGGAGCCAAUCCCUGGUGUGGGGACCUAUGAUGAUUUCAAUACAAUUGAUUGGGUGAGAGAGAAGUCUCGAGACCGGGAUAGGCACCGAGAGAUUACCAACAAAAGCAAAGAAUCAACAUGGGCCUUAAUUCACAGUGUGAGCGAUGCUUUUUCUGGCUGGUUGUUGAUGCUACUUAUUGGGCUUUUAUCAGGUUCCCUAGCUGGCUUGAUAGACAUCUCUGCUCACUGGAUGACAGACUUAAAAGAAGGUAUAUGCACAUCAGGAAUCUGGUUUAACCAUGAACACUGUUGCUGGAACUCCAAGCAUGUCACCUUUGAAAACAGAGACAAAUGCCCAGAGUGGAAUAGCUGGUCCCAGCUUAUUAUCAGCACGAAUGAGGGAGCCUUUGCCUACAUAGUCAAUUAUUUCAUGUACGUCCUCUGGGCUCUCCUAUUUGCCUUCCUUGCUGUAUCUCUUGUCAAGGUGUUUGCACCUUAUGCCUGUGGCUCUGGAAUCCCUGAGAUAAAAACUAUCUUGAGUGGUUUCAUUAUUAGGGGCUAUUUGGGUAAGUGGACCCUGAUGAUCAAAACCAUCACACUGGUACUGGCAGUGUCAUCUGGCCUGAGCCUGGGCAAAGAGGGCCCCCUAGUGCACGUGGCUUGCUGCUGUGGGAACAUCCUAUGCCACUGCUUCAACAAAUACCGGAAGAAUGAAGCCAAGCGCAGAGAGGUCUUGUCAGCUGCUGCCGCUGCUGGUGUAUCUGUAGCCUUUGGGGCACCUAUUGGUGGAGUAUUAUUCAGCCUAGAAGAGGUCAGCUACUACUUUCCCCUCAAAACACUGUGGCGUUCAUUUUUUGCUGCUUUAGUGGCAGCAUUCACUCUACGCUCCAUCAAUCCGUUUGGGAACAGCCGCCUGGUUCUAUUUUAUGUGGAGUUUCACACCCCGUGGCAUCUCUUUGAGCUUGUGCCCUUCAUUCUGCUGGGCAUAUUUGGUGGUCUGUGGGGAGCUCUGUUUAUCCGCACCAACAUUGCCUGGUGUCGGAAGCGGAAGACAACCCAGUUGGGCAAGUAUCCUGUCGUAGAGGUUCUUGUCGUGACAGCCAUCACUGCCAUCCUGGCUUUCCCCAAUGAGUAUACCCGAGUGAGCACAAGUGAGCUCAUCUCUGAGCUGUUCAAUGACUGUGGCCUCCUGGACUCCUCCAAACUCUGUGAUUAUGAGAACCGUUUCAACACAAGCAAGGCGGGUGAGCUGCCCGACAGACCAGCUGGCGUGGGAGUCUACAGUGCAAUGUGGCAGCUGGCCUUGACACUCAUACUGAAAAUUGUCAUCACUAUAUUCACCUUUGGCAUGAAGAUUCCUUCUGGUCUCUUUAUCCCUAGCAUGGCUGUUGGUGCUAUAGCAGGUCGGCUUUUGGGAGUUGGGAUGGAACAGCUGGCUUAUUACCACCAUGACUGGGCCAUCUUCAAUAGCUGGUGCAGUCAAGGAGCAGAUUGCAUCACCCCUGGCCUUUAUGCUAUGGUUGGGGCUGCAGCCUGCUUAGGUGGGGUGACUCGGAUGACUGUUUCUCUUGUUGUCAUAAUGUUUGAACUAACUGGUGGCUUGGAAUAUAUUGUGCCUCUAAUGGCUGCAGCUAUGACAAGCAAGUGGGUGGCAGAUGCUCUUGGGCGGGAGGGCAUCUAUGAUGCCCACAUCCGUCUCAAUGGGUACCCCUUUCUUGAAGCCAAAGAAGAGUUUGCUCAUAAGACCCUGGCAAUGGAUGUGAUGAAACCCCGGAGAAAUGAUCCUUUGUUGACUGUCCUUACUCAGGACAGUAUGACCGUGGAAGAUGUAGAGACCAUAAUCAGUGAAACAACUUAUAGUGGCUUCCCAGUGGUGGUGUCCCGGGAGUCCCAAAGACUUGUGGGUUUUGUCCUCCGAAGAGACCUCAUUAUUUCAAUUGAAAAUGCUCGAAAAAAGCAGGAUGGAGUUGUGAGCACUUCCAUCAUUUAUUUCACUGAGCAUUCUCCUCCAGUGCCACCAUACACCCCACCUACCCUCAAGCUUCGGAACAUCUUGGAUCUCAGCCCCUUCACUGUGACUGACCUUACGCCCAUGGAGAUUGUGGUGGAUAUCUUCCGCAAGCUGGGACUGCGGCAAUGCCUGGUUACACACAAUGGGCGAUUGCUUGGGAUCAUUACCAAAAAGGAUGUGCUAAAGCAUAUAGCACAGAUGGCGAACCAAGAUCCUGAUUCCAUUCUCUUCAACUAGAAUCACAGGGUUUUACUGGAUAUAAAACAGGAAGGACAUUGCAGACUAUGGAUAUAUUUUAUUAACUGGGUACCCAAAACACAUUUCCUACAUUUGGGUGGUGAAGUUAUAUCAGUGUGUUGUCUCUUUCCUGCAAAUUAACCAGUUGCACUACGUAAUCUCUGGAAAUUAUUCUUCUCUUUAGGAGAAAAUUCUAUUAGGCUUCUGUGAUAUUGCAUUAGGAAGAUUUCAUGAAAGAGUAAACAAGAUUGCUAUGAUUUAAUUAUUUUCUUUCCUUUUAUUUAAAGAUUUUUUUUUAAUUUAAGACAUAAUUGUUGGCCAAUAUGCAAUCACUGAAAACUAUGCAAGAGAAAUUCCAAAUGUCCUGACCUAUAGCCUGCAGGAAGCUCAUAAAAAAGUCACUUUUUUGGACUCUUAACUGUCAUUGGUGGAAAAUGAAGUGUAAACUAAGGGGCUUUGCUUUUCCAGCCACAGGAAGGAAAGCCAGAAGGAAAAUAGUAAUGGUAUUUUCCAGACUGUGAAUUCAGUUCAAAUAUUAUCUUGUUCCUGUUACAGUAUUUAGCAUUAUUAGUUUUGUAUGUUUAUGUAUAUGUUAAUUCUAAUGUCUGAUUAUAAGACAAUGCUGCUUUGGUUAAUCUCCUCUAAGUGAAUUUAAAGAGAUUAACUUUUAUAGCUUGCUUGUUCCUGGUACUCUUUUGACGUGCACAAAGAUAAAUUAUAGAAUUUUCUCCUUGUCUGCAAAUAGGCUAAUUUUUCCAGGUGGUCUUUGUUAGCUAGUAGACAAAGACUUGGCCAUGAAUUUGUUAGUAACAAGGAAUGAUUUCUCCAGCUUCCUUGAAAUGAUUAGUAAAAUUCUAAGCAAAGUCAAUGACUAGGUCUUUCACAUUUUUGUGAAGUCCCAAUUAAUCCUCUUACCCAGAUGCCACCUCCAUGAGUGAUGGUGCUUUCGGCUUCUGGAAUAUACAAGAACAGUAAAGGGAACCAAAUCUAGACUGCAUGCUGGUAAACCAGGGAAGAUUCCGAGCUGUAUCUAUGUUUUCAUGCAUUCCUUCGUAACAACCACCAGUACUAAAAUGACUGGGCUCUCAUGCCUCUUCCCAGUGUUAAGUACAUUUAACAGGCCAGUGUUUUCCCCAUGAUGGUGAAUUUAGGCUUGGGAGUACUUUCAGAUAUGUUCAAGGCAUUGGAACAGGAUCGGCAGCUCUGACUCCCUUGAGACUUCUUAGACUUCUAAAUGCAGAACCAUCCUGAGACCCAGGGAUGUGUACAAGGCCUGGUGACACCUUAGGUGCUUGUAUCCAAUUGAAAAGGUGCCUGUCUCAAUUUCCUACCACCUUUACUGCAGUAGAAAACAUCUAGGGACACCCGGUGGAGUUACAGAGCCACCACCAUCAUUCCAACUACGUUUUCUACAUUUUUACCCACAUGCUGUUGUUUCCCCUCCAUUCUUCUCCCUUUUCCAUGCCUUAGUCCUGAGUCCUCUCUUUGGGAUUGAGCACUGUGCCCAGUUAAUCAUUCCUGUUACAAAAAGAUAACUCCUGGAGCUAGUUAAAUUGUAAACCCAGCCUCCAGAAGCUUACAGCCCAUGGACCAGAGAGGCAACACACAGCCAUUUGCUUUGCUCUAUAGUCCAAUAGCUACUGCCAUGCCUCCAUUCCCAUGCUGACGCCCACAGCAGUGAGACUCAAAUGCUAGGGGAGAGAGCUGAACCUUUCCCAUUUUCCAAGUCUGUUCCCAGCACUUCCCACCAUCCUUCCAGCCUAGAAUCAGCAGUCAUUCAGCAUAGCCUUUCCUUCCCUCUGUCUCCUGUGUUCAAGCACCUCAGUGUACCUCAUUUUUUAAAGUUGCUGAUCUCUGAUUCUAGGAUUUUUUACCCCUAGUUCUUAUGUUUCCAAAAUCUGAAAUUCUUUUAUUGCCCAGAACUAGGGAGCCAAGGCUUAUUUUGAUUUUUAGCUUUAAAGUAUCAAGGCAGUCACCAGAGCUUUUCCUUUAAAUAUAACACUCUAGCAUUUUAAUGAAAAAGAAAAGACCCUCCCUAGGUUUUAUUAUAUUAUAGUCAUGACUCAGUAACUUCACAAGCGACAAAUAAGUCAUUUGUCUCUUCUUUGCCACUGAUUCCCUCAAAAGAGAUGUGGCUAUUUGCCCUACCACCACAUCUGUUGUGCAGAAAUCAAAGUUCUUAUGUGUGUACUUCUGGUUCACUACCUGUCUUUUCUUAUCAGCCGUCCAACUAAAGUUUGCAAAACAGGAAAUGUUAAUAUUUCUGGUAUUUGAUGACAGUGAAAGGUUUGGUCACAUUUCUUAGGGCAGCGGUGAUAUGGAGGGUAUAUAAGUUUGCCUUUGUGUUUCUUCUAGGCUCUGUUUUUUAUUUGAAACAGAUGAGCCAGUGUUCAGGUGCUACUUCAGAGAAUAAAUUCAAGAAAUCAGAUAAUACUGUGCCAAGGUAUACCUUCUAGAUGCUAAGCACUGAUUGGCCCGCCAGAGAAAAACAUCCCUUUGAUACCUCACUCCUAAUAAAUCUCAUUCAUUAACCUCAGCUUCUCAGGAAUCCUUGUAACUAUAUGCUAAAAGUACCUGUAGUUUAUGAUAUCCAUUAUAUGUCCAGUCCUAUGGUUUGGCUCAAAGUUUGGCUAAUUGUGGUAGCGCUCUCUGCUAGCCUGCUAGCUCAGCACCUUAACAUUCAGAGUUUCUUAUCUUGAGGCAAAGGAAAAUGUUCUUUCUGCCGUUGCCAAUUCAGCAGUUAUACAUCAUUAAACCAACAGAGCUGAUAUAGGGAGGUCUGUGAGUAGUUAGAAAUGGUCGCAUACCUCAGUGGCAAAAGACUGGGAGACCAGUCUAUUCUGGUAUUGAGAGAAGUUUUCCCAACACAAGGGAAGGAUUUCUAAAAGAAUGCCAAUAAGCACUUCGAGAGAGGGUUUUCCAAAGCAAAAUAUCUGUAGGCAUCCAGCCAUGAAAGGAGUGUCUAGAUUUUUUUUGAGAGUCUAGAUUUUAAAAAAUCUAACAGCUAUGUUUUGUAUCUUCAGAUCUUCAAUGUAAAGAAUUAAACGAAUAAAGCUGAGGCAUGUUUGGAUACACCAUUGGCAGAAGCAGGGAACUGACUGAACAUGCAAAGUAAUGGCCACUUUUAAGAUCAUUUCUGUUAGUUCAGACACUCUCCUCUUUUCUGGCUCCAGUCUGGCUCAGCCCAGCUGUGGAGUAGAGGUGGUAUAAUCCAUAGAACCCAUAUCCUUUGGUGGAUAAUCUGACAUUGACAAUACUUUGGAUGUGCCAGCUGGCAGAGCAGUCAAUCUGUUUUGCUUCUGGAACUGCAAAGGAGUUCAGUUGUUUUGACACCAGAGACUGAAUCUGAACCCUUUACAGAAAGAGCAGAGAACAGCAUCAAUUUCUCUAUCAAGUCUUCAAUUGCGCUUGACCACAAGAAUGAUAAAUUAAUGGGGACUUUGUGUGGUCUAAGACUGUGAAGUAAUUCUUAACUAUGAAUUUAUGAACCUAUUCAGGUGGAGGGGAGGAGCAAAUAUGUUUUUUUAAAAACAACGUGCAAUAGAGUCCAACAGGGAAAGUAAUCACCACUGUAUGUUUUAAGUAUUUGAAUCACCUGUCCUGGUUGGGUCCUGACCUUGGUUUGUUUAGUUAGGUGGUGAGUAUACCCCAUGGUAUCUUUCGGUUUUGUUUUUUUUAAUAAAUCAUAAGGAGUGCAGGUUUUGAAGUUGAAUAUUUAAUAAAUGAUAGUGAAGACAGUUAUUGAAAAUUUGAAAUGGCCAGUGUGUUUUAUAUUGCUAAAGUACUUACUGGUGAUGGACCACAUUGUAUUGUGAAGAAUUGUUUUACUUUUAUCAACUCAGAACCAUACUCAGGCCACUCAUCUGUUCAGAGAAAGCAGGAGAGUGUCUUUCAUGGUGGUACAUAGAGUAUUGAGCUCUUGAAAACCCGGAGAAAAAUUAGGGGUUUAGAAAGUAAAGGGGAGGUGGAAUGGUGAGUCCUUAAAAAAAUAGAUGUCUAAAUAUGUGGUCUGAACUUAAGUGUCCUACAAUCUUGAUUUUUUUUAAACCACCUCUGGGAUUACCUGGAUUCCCUUUGGAGAGAAGGUGGAAAGUUAUAGCAGUGGAAAAACCCUAGUAAGAAAAUAUAUGAAUUCUUGUAAGAUGGUGGGAGGAAGGUCAUUCCAUGCCCCAAGCCAAACACCCUGACGUUUAUUAAACUGCUUGAUUUAUGUGCCUCAAGGGGAGAAUAGUUAGUAGUGGCUGAAAGAGCAGGCUUUCCAAGCAACAUAGAGGCUCAAAGCAGCAUUUGGUUGGAGGCAGUCUACUUUUAUGGAGAGGGCUGACCCAAGACCAGACAUCUGCUCAUGGAAGAAGGCAGUGUCUCCUGCCAUUGCCUAAAUGAUAAGCUUUUGGUAGAUUAUCUUGAAUUUUGAUAGCAAAAUAUUUUAAAAAUGUCGUUAGCCUCCUUGGUAUAUGCUUAUUCUAUAUUAGAAAGAAAAAAAGUGACAGUGUCUCAGAGCUCAGGGAGCUUUGUAAAUUUGAACUGAAAUUGGUGUAGUAGACCUGUGGCGACCACUCAACUGUGCUCUGCCUCAAUUUUGAUUGCUUGCCCCAAGGGGAGACUUUCUUGGACUAGUAGGUAUUAGCAACUUCAAGUCACUCCCCAAAUGUUUGCUGGUCACAUCUCAUUUCUAAACAUCUGCAUCUGGGCAAAGUUUUGAAGUGACAUAAGGAGCAAGAUUGAUUUUCCACCAUGUAAUCUUAUUUUGCCAAAUCAUCCAAGAAAGAAGGAAAGUCUGUGAUGUGUGGAGUUUGCAUUUCUUGGAUGGAACCUGUCAGGUCAUCCAGUUCAAUCCCACAGUCAUAAAUUCCUACCUCUUUAAGUUCCUGCCAAAGGGUCUUCAGCCUCUGUGUGCACACUCAUUGCAUGAAUGCCUUGCCUAAAGUUCAGCCUUUUAAGGGGAAAAGGCGUGUGGCAGUAUACAAUGUGAGGGUUUAAAUAAAUGAUCUCUCCCUCUCCUCCUCUCUCCUGUCUGCCUCUGUCUCUCUCUUUCUGUCUCUUGCCUGCUAUGCCCUAAAUUCAAAAUUUUAUCAUGUGUUAUAAGUGUAUUGUUUUGAAUAUGGACCUUGGAGGAGGGAAAAGAUCAUUCUGAGAGUAGAGAAUGACUUCUGAGUUCAUGGAGCCAACAGGACUUUGCUCCGCUUUAGGGGCUAGAGCCAGUGAUACCUGCUGGCAGUGUCCAGGGCUUUAGCAUCUCGAUGCAGACAUGUGAAAUAUUCAUUGCUAAACGUUAUUCUCAUCUACUACUGGUCCAAAUAUGUUGAAAGUCAGAGGCGAUCUAGAACUUGAUGAGUGAAAUGCCUCUUGGCAGAAUGAAGGUGAGGGAGUAGCCUGGGUUGAUUUUGUCAGGGUGGGGAUGUUUCGCCUCAUUAUCUUUCUGACUGUACCUCAACUAUAUAGUCCUUCAACAGUGCUCCUCCUCCUCCAUUUUACUUUAUCCCUUAUCCUCUCUCUUUCCCCUUGUCCUGCCUUUUUACUCCUCAGAUUUUAAUAAAUAUUUACUUUUUUAUUAUAUAUUUGGUCCCUUGGGACUAGGUAGUGAUUAUGAAUUGAUUUUAUUCUAGGUAAAAAAAUAUAUAGUGUGUUUAAUAUUUUGUUCUUUUAAACUGUCCUUUGAAGCUAUGCUGUUAACCAGGUACAGGCCAGGAAGGAGUUAAGCCUGAUGGACAGCACCCUGGUCAUGUCACCUAAGGAUGCCAUUGAUGUAAUGAUGGUGAUUCUUCUUCAUUUGACCAAGGCCAGCCUCCUCUUCUUACCCUCUGUCCAGUCAUUUCUGGCUGUGGGAAAAAUACCAGCUGUCGAAUGAGCCAGUGAGGCCAGGAUGAUCAGAGGGGCUGGUUCCAGCCCAUGGGCCAUUCUAUGAAUAUCUCUGUAGUGAGCUCAUUUGUAGGGCUGGCUUCAACUGCAGUAGCCAAAGAAAACCUGUCUGACUCAAAAUUUUAGUUCCUGAGAGUUGGUAAAAGUUCAAAUGAAGCUAAUGUAUGUAGACAUCAGCAGUAGCUAGGUGUCCAGACACUAGAGUCAACCAAAGCUAAUAGAGCCUGAGUUUCCAUAGGAAGCUUGGUGCUGAGCUGUUCAGAGCAAUUAUUUAUCUGAGUGCUGCCAAUGCUUUAGUCACACUUUCUUAGCUUUAUUGUAACUUUUAGAGAUGUUGGUCCCUGUUCAUAGGCACAGCCUGUACCAAAGCUAUGGCUUACUGCACACUUCAUUCUGCUCCCUGGUCAAGCAUAGCAACAUAGUCUUAAAGGAAAGAUGUGGGCUGGGGAGUUAGGAGACCUAGUUUCUAUUCCCUAUGCUUCUACUAACUAGCCUCGAGAUCUUAACCGCUCUGUGCCUCAGUGUUCCCAUCUGCAAAAUGGGGAUAGUGUUAAUUGCCCUACCUACCUCACAGGGUUGUUGUGAGGAUAAACUGAGACAAUGAAAGGAAAGUACUUUGAUAAGUAAGUGCUAUGCAAAUUGUAAGAAAUGGAAACAAUCAUGUCACAGGCAAUGGAAUGGACUUUGGCAGAAGGGUUAAUGGGAUUGUCCAGCCCUUUCUCUGUGUGGCUUAAACCCAGGUCGCCAUUGCUUUAUACAUUUUUCACUUAGCACAGAUUUGUAAUUAUGCAUGUAAUAAAGCACAGCCUUAUCCAA
This is a messenger RNA of Odocoileus virginianus texanus, 9333 nucleotides long. RefSeq names its product chloride voltage-gated channel 5 (gene CLCN5). Gene Ontology annotation, molecular function: voltage-gated chloride channel activity. The record is from RefSeq and is a predicted model, not a curated record. Lineage: Eukaryota; Metazoa; Chordata; Mammalia; Artiodactyla; Cervidae. Gene Ontology annotation, biological process: chloride transport; transmembrane transport. Gene Ontology annotation, cellular component: synaptic vesicle; plasma membrane; early endosome.